Messenger RNA from Ornithorhynchus anatinus (platypus), 3503 nucleotides. It is a transcript of the gene SSTR2, whose product is annotated as somatostatin receptor 2. Lineage: Eukaryota; Metazoa; Chordata; Mammalia; Monotremata; Ornithorhynchidae. Gene Ontology annotation, cellular component: neuron projection; membrane. Gene Ontology annotation, molecular function: somatostatin receptor activity; neuropeptide binding. The transcript is spliced from 2 exons. The coding region runs from base 548 to 1672 and encodes 374 amino acids. Gene Ontology annotation, biological process: cellular response to estradiol stimulus; neuropeptide signaling pathway; cellular response to glucocorticoid stimulus. The record is from RefSeq and is a predicted model, not a curated record.
CACACACAGACACACACAGGGACAGAGAGAGAGAGAGAGGGAGAGGGAGAGAGAGAGAGAGCCAGAGUCCGCAGCCCCACGCACCAAACGGCGCUGGUUGCCGCAGGUCCUCACCGGGAGCCCCACAGUGCGGGGCUGGAGGAGGGAAGGAGCCGCCCCGCACCCCGGGGACAAAGGUGGGGAUCCCCCCAAGGGACAAGGGACGAGGGAGCUCCCCACCUCGGGGGAGCGGGGGGCGUGCGGGGAAAGGAGAGGAGGAGGGAGGAGUGCCGGGGCUCUGGCCACCCCCAGGGGUCCCGGAGGGCGUCCGGGAGGAGGAGGCACGUGCGGGGGGACCCCCCCCCCCCAGAGGGCUUUGGGGUGCAGGGCACGGGGAGGGAUAUACUGAGCGCCUCCUGGGCGCGGCGCACUGUGCGGAGAGCUCGGGAGAGGACGGCGAGGCGGAGAAGAUGUCACACUCGGCCUGUGGGUCGCCCCUCUCCACCAGCAAGAGAAUCGUGUGAAACAUCCCGGGGGUCGACAGGGGAAGCCCGGCGGAGCGGCAGCCAUGGACCCGGAGGCCCCACCGCCCACCGGGAGCGGUCCGUGGCUCCCCCCGCCCUUCGACCUGAACCUCUCGGCCGGGGUGGCCCCCUCUUCCGCGGUCAACACAUCGGCCAAUGCGACGGACCCGGUGUUCGACUCGACCAGUAAUGCGGUCCUCACCUUCAUCUACUUCGUGGUGUGCGUGGUCGGGCUGUGCGGGAACACGCUGGUCAUCUACGUCAUCCUCCGCUACGCCAAGAUGAAGACCAUCACCAACAUCUACAUCCUCAACCUGGCCAUCGCCGACGAGCUCUUCAUGCUGGGCCUGCCCUUCCUGGCCGUGCAGGUGGCCCUGGUCCACUGGCCCUUCGGGAAGGCCAUCUGCCGGGUGGUCAUGACGGUGGACGGCAUCAACCAGUUCACCAGCAUCUUCUGCUUGACCGUGAUGAGCGUGGACCGCUACCUGGCUGUGGUCCACCCCAUCAAGUCAGCCAAGUGGAGGCGGCCCCGGACAGCCAAGAUGAUCAACGUGGCCGUGUGGGGGGUCUCCCUGCUGGUCAUCCUGCCCAUCAUGAUCUACGCCGGCGUCCGGGGCAACCACGGCCGCACGAGCUGUACCAUCAACUGGCCGGGGGAAUCGGGGGCCUGGUACACGGGCUUCAUCAUCUACACCUUCAUCUUGGGCUUCCUGGUGCCCCUGUCCAUCAUCUGCGUCUGCUACCUGUUCAUCAUCGUCAAGGUCAAGUCCUCCGGCCUCCGCGUGGGCUCCUCCAAGAGGAAGAAGUCCGAGAAGAAGGUCACCCGGAUGGUGUCCAUCGUCGUGACAGUCUUCAUCUUCUGCUGGCUCCCCUUCUACAUCUUCAACGUGUCCUCGGUCUCAGUCGCCAUCAGCCCCACCCCGGCCCUUAAAGGCAUAUUUGAUUUCGUGGUGGUCCUCACCUAUGCCAACAGCUGCGCCAACCCCAUCCUGUAUGCUUUCCUUUCCGACAACUUCAAGAAGAGCUUCCAGAACGUUCUCUGCCUGGUCAAGGUCAGCGGCGCGGACGACCGGGAGCGAAGCGACAGCAAGCAGGAUAAGUCACGUCUCAACGAGACCACGGAAACCCAGAGGACUCUUCUCAACGGAGACCUCCAGACCAGCAUCUGAGUCGCCCGAGAAGCUGCCUCCUGGCCCCAAGUCUGGGGGUUUGAGGUCGGGGGUCCCCUUCAUCCCACAGCUCCUUGCCGGGUGUAAGAGUAAGGGGCCAAUGUGGGGGGUGUCCGUGCCCUCUGUCUGAAUUUGGGCCAAAGCACAAAAUCCACGUCCUGCUUUGAAGCGGACUCACGUUUCCCGGUGCACGCAGGGCGAUCCGAGUGAGGAGAGGAGGCAAUCCCGCUGAGAGGAUGUUUCCAAGGGAGCUGAAAAUCUUCUGGUGAAAAUAGGAACCUGUGUGUGUGUGUAUGUGUGUGUCUGAUGUUAAUCGUGUGUUUUUUUACCUGAACUCCACCCAUCGCCCAUAUAUAUCGCUCCCUCACCCUUGGCAGUCCUCCCUCCAUUUGCUGUGUACACCCUCACAUCCAAAUCUAGCCAGGCAGAGGCACGGCGUCGAAUCCAGGAAUUCCCAGAAAGACACGUGUCCCUGCAUUCGACCGGCUCCCGUUGGAUAUGAGGGGAGCGCAAGAUACGCCGGAGAAAGAAUCCCAUCAGAUUCGCCUCAUCUUCUCCUCUGCCGGGCUGAGGGACAUCCUGAGUUGAUGUACCAAGGCAAGCCUGGUGGAUGAUGAUACUGCAGUGCUCUCCCACGUGGCUUUAAUUUUCCUGGGGGGAAGCCGUGGGGGGGGAAAAUACCCCAUCGCGAGAGGCAGAAAUGGACUGGUGUCGGUUCUCGCUAGUCACCCUGCUGUGAAAUCAAUACUGUAAAAUGAACUCUAGAUGCCCGUUUUGAAGUAUCAGACCUCCAGAUGGGAUUCCUAAUGAAUGGAAGGGGAAAUAGAAUCCAACUGGACGGGAAACAGAAUCCAAAUGGACUUUCCUCAGAGAGGCUUUCAAAGACUUCAUCCCAGGUGGAUGUUUGCUGGCCGAAAGCCGUGGGAUAUACACGCAGUUACCUUUCGUAAGCAUUCACAGUCUCUCUCACUCUAUCACGUGAGGUGCUCACAAAGCCGGGGAUUCUCUCAACUCGUUCAGCUCUCGAGUCCGCAGUCCCCAUUUUCAGCCCCUGGGGAAUCCUUCCAGGGUGACAUACCAGGCUGGCUACGUUACGUCCCCUGAGGGCAUCGGUGGUACCGCCCGAGAUGAGGCUUCGGUCCAGCCGGCGAUCUGCAGAGAAAUGAGAACCGGAGAUCUAAAUUUCGUACAAAGCCACACGAUCUUUGCCGUUCGCCCCGUUCUACAGAAAGCCUCAAAGGUGAUCCGCUUUCCGAAAACCCAUGAUUUCAUCUCCGCUGUUGAUUAACAUGGAAGGAGGCUGGACUGGGGCAUCCUGGGGGAGCUAAUUGAAUUUAGGCCUCCACCCCAGUUUCUUCAACCGGGUUUCCGAGUGGUUCUCCUUUAUUCCUUCCUCACGGACGCCAAGUUCUCUGCCAGGGAAAAUCCCUGCGGUUCCCAGUUUGUAGGUCUAGAGGAAAAUGCUUUAUGGGGUGCCAUUUGGGAUGGGGAAUUUCAGAUGAAUCAGAAAAGCCUCAAAGAAUAGUCUUCAAAGAGGCCUGAGAGGAAAGGGCGAGCUGGCCAGGAUAUGGCUAACACCCUAGUCUUAAAGUGUGGACUGCGAGAGGACACAUCGCAUCUUGGGGCACCCUGAAACGCAGGCAGGCACCCUAACCAGACCUGAACUUUCCUUGGUUCUGGUUCUGUUAGUGCUAGAAGGCACCCCCUCUGUGUGGCUCCAUUUCAUUUCUCCCAGCGGUCUAGUGGAGCAGCUACUGAUUAGUUCACUUACAUCUGUUUCCUACGUGAGAGGAUGCUUGGAUUAUUUGUAGUAAUAACAAUAGUGAUAGUA